AUGUCGACAUUGGGAGGUGACUUGGAACAAAACGCGCCGAUCGACUUGGACCCUCCCGUGGGGCUGCACCGUCCUUCACCUGGUGACUCUUCAGCAAGGCCAAACGAGGAAUCAGGUGAGGAGAGGGCAUGGAAGGAGGAUUUGUGCCAUGCAAUAUGCGGUAACAAGUGGAGUGAUGUGAAAGUAAUUCUGGAUCAAAACCCUAAUGCUUUGACUUCAGUAAUUUCUUAUAAAGGCAGAACAGCACUUCAUGUGGCUGCAAUGUUUGGGAAUGUCACCAUUGCGGAGGAGUUACUAAAAUUACUGCCUCCAGAAUUCGUUCUAACUCCUGAUUCUGACGGUCGUACAGCACUUCUAAUGGUUACUUAUUUUAGUGGAAACACUCAAGUCGCAAAAUCCCUCGUAAACAAGAAUAGCCGCACACUUGUAAUUCCAGACAUUGUUGGUGAUCUUCCUGUUAUAGUGGCUUUUGGAAAGGGUUACCAAGAAAUGGUACGUUAUCUUUAUUCUGUCACUCCAUUGGAAUGCCUCACAGGCCGUUCGGGUUCUAGGCUUCUUCAUCAUUGUUUACAUGCACAAUGCUUUGGAUUUAAGAAAAUACAGGAGUUAAAGCUGCUGCAUGCACAAGCAGAUGAACUUCUUCGCCUAGUUUGUAAGAAUGCAAGGAAGGCAUACCAAAAGGGAGUUAUAAAUGAGGCUUUAUGUCUUGCAGCUAAAGAAGGGAAUGUGGAGUUUGUGUUUCAAGUAUCAAAAGUAAUCCCAGAGGGUUUCGUCGGUCGGACAUUGCUUAAGUGUUUCAAUGAAGCUCUUCACCAUCGACAAGCUAGGGUUUUCAAUCUUAUCCAUGGGCUCCGCUUCAAGGAUGGCCUAGUAACAACCACACCUGAUCAUAAUGGAAAUUACUUGAUGCAUAAGGCAGCUAUGAAGGCUCCUGAUCACGUUCUUAAUCGUAUCUAUGCACCUACACUACAAAUGCAAAGAGAACUGCAAUGGUUCAAGGUUAGAGAAAGACAUGAUUUAAUUUUUAAAUCAUAA
This is a messenger RNA of Neltuma alba, 1035 nucleotides long. RefSeq lists its product as uncharacterized. Gene Ontology annotation, molecular function: protein binding. NCBI's taxonomy places the organism in Eukaryota, Viridiplantae, Streptophyta, Magnoliopsida, Fabales, Fabaceae. The coding region runs from base 1 to 1035 and encodes 344 amino acids. The transcript has 3 exons. The record is from RefSeq and is a predicted model, not a curated record. Gene Ontology annotation, cellular component: membrane.